Molecule: messenger RNA, 3934 nt
Organism: Cannabis sativa
Lineage: Eukaryota; Viridiplantae; Streptophyta; Magnoliopsida; Rosales; Cannabaceae
Product: suppressor of mec-8 and unc-52 protein homolog 1-like
Exons: 2
Coding region: 429-2003 (524 amino acids)
Biological process (GO): mRNA splicing, via spliceosome
Cellular component (GO): precatalytic spliceosome
Molecular function (GO): protein binding
Source: RefSeq, a predicted model, not a curated record
UUUGAAACCUGCAUUUAAUUUUUAAAUAUAAAUAUAUAACCUACAGGCCACUGUAUAGCUGAGUUCGUUUAAAGUAUUAGUUUUUAAAAAAAUAUAAACCCUUUAAAAUAGCUGAAAUCGUUUCAAUUAUUCAGUAAUGAGUUAGUUUAGGAAUUUAGUUGUUGAUUUUUCACUCAAAAAAAUAAAAAGGUAUUAAAAUAGUGUACCUACGAGUUGAUAUACUUUUUUUAAUUUUUGAUGGGUGGUUUCUUUUUUUGUUUAGUAAUUUGUUUGUUUGUUUUUUUUAAAUUAUAUAAAAAUGAUAAAAAGAACAUCAGUUGUUGUUUUUUAAGAUUAAGAUAAAUUACUCUUUUCUUUUCUAAGAAAUUAAAGAAUUUUGUUUGGUAACUCGGAUCUCAGCUCAUUCUUCUUUCCCAUUUCCCUCUAAAAUGUCUAGUCUAGAAAUCGAAGCUAUAGAUGUGAUCAAAAUUGUGCUUCAAUUUUGUAAAGAAAAUUCAUUGCACCAAACAUUUCACACACUUGAGAAUGAGUGUCAAAUAUGUUUGAACACAGUAGAUAACAUGGAAACAUUUGUUGGUGAUAUUAAUAAUGGAAGAUGGGAUGUGAUACUCCCUCAAAUUGCUCAACUCAAACUUCCAAAGAAUAAAUUGGAGGACUUGUACGAGCAGAUUGUGCUCGAAAUGAUUGAGGUUGGUGAAUUGGAUACCGCUCGUGCUAUCUUAAGACAGACUCAGGUAAUGGGUUGUGUGAUGAAGCAAGAACAACUCGAAAGAUACUUGAGGCUCGAACGUCUGUUGGUGACAACAUAUUUUGAUCCGAAUAAGGCUUAUCAAGAGUCAACCAAAGAGAAAAGAAGAGCUGAAAUUGGUGAAGCACUUGCAGCAGAGGUUAGUGUUGUACCACCUUCAAGGCUAAUGGCUCUUAUUGGUCAGUCUUUGAAGUGGCAACAACACCAAGGAUUGGUUCCCCCAGACACACACAAAUUUGACUUAUUUAGAGGAACAGCUGCUAUGAAACAAGAAGAACAAGACACAUUUUCAUUCCCAUCCUCAACUCUUGCACAUACCAUAAAGUUUGGCACAAAAAGUCAUCCUGAAUGUGCUCGUUUUUCCCCUGAUGGACAGUUUCUUGUUUCCUCCUCUGUUGAUGGAUUUGUUGAGGUUUGGGAUUGUGUUAGUGGGAAAUUGAACAAGGAUUUACAGUAUCAGGCUGAUGAAACUUUCAUGAUGCAUGAUGAUCCAGUGUUGUGUGUGAAUUUCAGUAGGGAUUCGGAGGUUCUUGCGUCUGGAUCACAAGAUGGGAAGAUCAAAGUUUGGCGCAUAAGAAGUGGUCAGUGCUUGCGCCGUCUUGAACGCGCACAUUCUCAUGGCGUCACCAGUGUUUUCUUUUGUCGUGAUGGAACGCAGUUGCUGAGUACAUCGUUUGAUGGCACAGCAAGGAUUCAUGGUAUUAAAUCUGGCAAAUUGUUAAAGGAAUUCCGAGGCCAUGGAUCUUAUGUAAAUGAUGCAAUCUUUACACACCAUGGAGCUCGCGUUGUUACAGCCUCUAGUGAUUCCACCGUUAAAGUGUGGGAUGUGAAGACUACGCAAUGUCUACACACCUUCAAACCGCCUCCUCCUCUAAGGGGAGGCGAUGAUGCGUGUGUCAAUUCUCUUCAUCUUUUCCCCAAAACUAGUUCUAAUAGCGACCAACACAUCAUUGUAUGUAAUAAGACGUCGUGUGUAUACAUCAUGACACUUCAAGGACAGGUUGUGAAGAGCUUUUCAUCAGGUAAAAGGGAAGGUGGAGAUUUUGUGGGAGCUUGUGUGUCACCUAAAGGGGAAUGGAUUUACUGUGUUGGUGAAGACAGGAAUGUGUACUGCUUCAACUAUCAAUCUGGUAAACUAGACCACCUAAUAAUGAAGGCUCAUGACAAAGAUGUAAUUGGUAUAGCUCAUCACCCACAUAGAAAUUUGGUGGCCACAUAUGCUGAGGACUGCACAAUCAAACUAUGGAAGCCUUAAUUCAAUCUUUUCUGUAUUGAUUGAUUGAUUGAUUCAACUAUUAUUUACUUUUGUCCAUCCUAUUGACAUUGUUUAAAUAAAUAAACAUUAAUUAUAAUUUAGUGUUAAAAUUGAAUUUUGCUUGGUUGAGAUAAUAUAUAUUUCAAAUUUUUAUUUUAUUACUAUUUCUUUUUGGUAAAGAUGAUACAGAGAUUUUGUGUGGGACUUUCAUGAUUAGAGGUAUAUCAAUCCAUAAUUAGUCUCUUCUUCUUCACUAUAUAUCUGAUUUUUACGCUGGGACUUUCAUUUGCUGCCUCUACUUCAAGAGCUACAGAAGAAAAAUCCUCUUCUCACACAAGAGCAUCAGUACAAGAAUCUACAAGGCCUUCAUGUUUGGUAAUCCAAGUGUGAUUGUGACGACGCCUGAAACGUGUAAGGGAGUGCUGACAUAUGAUGAUGCAGUCAAGCCGGGUUGGCCUCGUGCAACUGUGAAAUCUUUUACUGGGAUUUCAUGUGAAGAACACAAGUGGUUGAGGAAAUGGUCUAACAUGGGAUAAAUUGAACACUCGCGAUUCACUCGAGCCAAGCUCUUACCUUCCUCUCUCUCUCUCUCUCUCUCUCUCUCUAUGACAACUCUUUUUGUGUGCUUAAAUGGUUCUUUGGCUAUUGAUUUUAUUUUCAGAUUAUGCAUGUGUGACUUAAAACACUUUUACAAAAAUCACUUGGUAUAUGGUGAUAAAAUUAUACUAUAAACAGAUUUUAUUAUUAAGGUCCAAACUGUGGUGAAUUGGAUUCACCUCAAUCAAUUAAUCACAGCAACGUCAAAUGCAAGAUCAACAAAAUGGUUGAAACAGAAAAGUUAAGUACAGAAGAAAAGUAAUACAAAAUACAUACUCGAAUCACACAGUGGAGACGUAAGCUCCUUUACACUAAAUCUUGAAGCUUCAUUAAUCUUUAAUAAGUUUUCUAUUACCAGUUUUUUUUGCACACAGAAAUCUUUAAUAAGCUCCUUUACAAGUGAUUUUUGUAAAAGUGUUUUAAGCAAUUUUACAAGGUUCACCACCAGAAAUUUGGGGCUACGUCCUUGGUGAGCUGCCUCAAAGAAGCUCAGUCAAAAUCCACUAUCAAGAUCAGUAAUUACACCAAGUUUCAAAGAUCCAAGACACAGUAAUCAUCUGGUAGCUCGUCAUUUUCAUAUCAGGUAUGAAGUUAUAAGUCUUCUAUUUAUAAUAGAUGUGUAGCUGAGUAGGUUAGUUAGGAUCAACUAACUGAUUCUUGAUUCUUGGAUUGCAAAAGGUUAGGUUAGUUAGGUUCUGAUUUGUUUUAACUAACGACAUUUUACAAAAGCAUCAAUAUGGCCCAAAGUAAAAGAUUCCACAGACACACACUUCCCAAUCAUCAUUCAUUCCAUAACAAUAACAACCCACCACUCUUCCCUACACAAUCAACAUGAAUACUAUUCCAAAAGUUAGUUUGCCUUUUCACCCCCUCUGCCCAACCACAAUAAAGUUUAGCUUCCGAUAAGAAAACAAAGCUUGGGAAACAACCACUUCCACUUCCACUUCCAUUGGUUUCAGAAUUCAAAUAAACAGUACUUCUCCACUUCCAUUUCUCCUAAAUCACUUCUGUGGCCCCAACCAACCCCACCUAGAUCUAUGUAAACCAGAUAAACUAUAAUUACCUUACAAACAGAAUUAAUGGUCAAAAAACCAGAAUCAAUCCACAAACACAAAACAUUACAUUGAGAUCACUUUCCAAAACAACAUACACAAAUGUUUAAGAACAAUUAUAAGGUAGUGACACUAACAGGAUCACAACCAAACAAACAAACAAACUUACCUCCUAAUAGAAACAAGACUUUUUACAUAAGAACAAACUGAACUAUCUAAUAUGCUCUUAUCCAUAUCACAAACAUCUCUCAUCUCUUGGGUGAAAAUGUUGCAAUACACCAA